AUGAAUUGCACUUUUCAUUUUCAAAAUCAAAUAUCGUUGAUCUGUAGAGCUCCUCAUAAAUGUGAAUGUUAGAGAAAACUUUGUGCUGAAUGUCAAGAUAUACAUGGAGUGGAUCCAAAAUAUAUAGUAUCAGUUAAAAAAUUUCGAGAAAUGGUUAACAAGAAAUUAACAGAAGUAAAGUUUGGUGAAUCAUCAUCAGAGUUAACCAAAUGGAGAGGGGCUUUUAAAUCCUUGCUCUCUCAAACGGAGUCGAUGUUCUAAAAAAUUUGGGAAGGAUUAUCACAAUCAAUAAAGCAAGUUUAUGAUCUGAUUGAAAAGGAAAACCAAUUAUUCUACAAUCUCAUCAACGAAAAUACCAAUCUAGCUGAAUCUUCCUAUGCUGAUAUAGAAAAAUUAGUCAAAAUUGUAGAAGGAACAACUUUAGAUGAAUGGAAUGAUUCAAAGAAUUCUUAUAUGAUGAAGUUAGAUGAGACCAAAAAAUGGUGGGACCAUCACAUUCAUGCUUCUAUAGAAAAGUUAAAGGAAGGAAUUGAACUGUUAAAAUCUUUAAUAAAGUAAGUAUUUAUAUCAUAUUUCUAGGGAAGUAGAGGAAGAUAUUUAUUUUACGAAAACAGAUUUAUUUGAAAUGCUAACCUACCUUCAGGAUAUAGAUGAAACUCUCUAUAAGAAGAUUCUUGAAAUACUUAGAAGAGAAAAAGUGUCAGACAUCUUUGGAUUCAUUUAGAUGGCAAAAAAUCAAAACUUGUAUGAAUCUCUAAUCAAUAAGCAAGAAAAUAUAAAGGAGGUAAAGAAGUAAAUAAAGAAAAUCACAAAUGUUUUGAACAAUAUUUAGAAUCAUAAAUUUAAUUAAAAUGACUAUUCUUCUGAGAUUUAUGAAAAGACAAGAUCAGAACUAAUAAAGAAGAAGGUUAAUAAGGGGAUCAUAGAUUUUAUCAAGUUUUUAGUUCUUAUUACCAGCAUAGAUGGAAAAUUUAUUUAAAGUGGGUCGAAUGGAUUAAGUUUAUUAGUAGACAUGAAGGUAGAUCUCAAGAAUUAAUGCUUUGAAAAUAUCAGGAUCAAGAAUGCUUCUUUAAUUGGAGGUAAUUUUGUUAGAUGCAACUUGAGUGGAUCUGAGUUUGACAAUGUAGAUAUUAGUGGAGUCAACUUGAAUGGCGCUUAGAUGUUUAAUUGUUAAUGGAAGAACAUUAAAAUAAAUGAAUUGAAUAAAUUAGAUGGUCAUAGUAGUUGUGUGAAUUCGGUAUGUAUUUCACCUGAUGGAAAUACAUUAGCAUCUGGUAGUGAUGAUUAGUCUAUCCGCCUAUGGGAUACCAAAACAGGAUUAUAAAAAGCUAAAUUAGAUGGUCAUACUAAUUUAGUUAUGUCAGUCUGUUUCUCUCCAGAUGGAAAUACAUUAGCUUCUGGUAGUUAUGAUAAAUCCAUCCGUCUUUGGGAUGUCACAACAGGAUAAUAACAGGCCAAAUUGGAAGGUCAUACUCACAAUGUCAACUCAACCUGUUUUUCUCCUGAUGGUAAUACAUUAGCUUCUUGUAGUUGGGAUACCUCUGUUCGUCUUUGGGAUGUCAAAACAAGAUAAUAAAUAGACUAAUUUGAUGGACAUACUAGAACUGUCUACUCAGUCUGUUUCUCUCCUGAUGGAAAUACAUUAGCAUCUAGUAGUUUUGAUAACUCUAUCCGUCUUUGGGAUGUCCGAACAGGAUAAUAAUAAAAAGCCUAAUUAGAUGGUCAUAAUGAUUAUUUUAAAUCAAUCUGUUUCUCUCCUGAUGGAAAUACAUUAGCUUCUUGUAGUGUAGCAAACUCUAUCUGUCUAUGGGAUAUCAAAAAAGGAUAAUAAAAAGCCUAAUUGGAUGGUCAUAGCGAUGUGGUUAAAUAAGUCUGUUUCUCUCCUGAUGGUAAUACAUUAGCUUCUGGCAGUUGGGAUAACUCAAUCCGUCUAUGGAAUGUCAAAACAGGAUUAUAAAAAGCCAAAUUGGAUGGUCAUACUAGUGGAAUCUUAUCCGUUUGUUUCUCUCCUGAUGGAAAUACAUUAGCUUCUGGUAGUUAUGAUAACUCCAUCCGUCUUUGGGAUGUCAUAAAAGGAUAAUAAAAGGCCAAAUAAGACAGUCAUAGUGAUUAUAUUCCCUCAGUCUAUUUCUCUCCGGAUGGAAAUACAUUAGCUUCUUGUAAUUAUGAUAAAUCUAUCCGUCUUUGGGAUGUCAAAACAGGAUAAUAAAAAGCCAAAUUAGAUGGUCAUAGUAACUAUGUUAUGUCGGUCUGUUUCUCUCCUGAUGGAAAAACAUUAGCAUCUGGUAGUAUAGAUAAGACUAUUCGUCUAUGGGAUGUCAAAACAGGAUAAUAAAUAGGAAAAUUGGAUGGUCACAGUGAUUAUGUUAUAUCAGUUUGUUUCACUCCUGAUGGAAAUACAUUAGCAUCUGGUAGUAUUGAGAAUUCUAUACGACUAUGGAAUUUAAAGAAAGGAUAAGAAAUUAAAUACUCCGAUAAAAAUUACAAAGAUCUUCUCAAAUAAUUUAAGAUUCCACUCCAAUAAAAUAGUCCUCUUUCAUGUAAUAUUUACAUUUUCCUAUUUUUAGUUCCCACUAGCACUACUACUCUCCUUAUAUCCUAAUAGGCAAUAUUUCAAGCUAAAGAAGCUUUAAUCUUAAAAGGAGAUUUUAUAAAUUAAGAAGGAUAAAAUUUAAGAUAAUUAUUUAAAUCAUCAGGAAGUUGCUUUUUAGAAGACUUAAAGUAAUAGUCAAUUUGA
Messenger RNA from Paramecium pentaurelia, 2737 nucleotides. The record is from the annotation of a GenBank genome assembly. NCBI's taxonomy places the organism in Eukaryota, Ciliophora, Oligohymenophorea, Peniculida, Parameciidae.